GGUGGUAGCAGCUUGAUAUGAAAUCCAAGAUUUCCUGUAUUAUAGUUUGUAGGGGUGCUGAGGUACAUAGUGAUUUUAGGGGUUAAUAGUCGUAGUCAUUGAUGCGUAUAUAUUAGGCUGUAUUCAUAAAAGACUGUGUGUUGCCUGAGUCAACCUCUUACAGUCUAAUACCAGUGGCCAAUAGGAAGAACAGAAGAGAAUCCAAGAAAACUGAGGUAAACAAUGCAUGCAAAACUCUACUUCAGCCUUUUGGUAGUCUUCCUGACUGGUGCUGUGUGGACGCGGAGUAUCAGAACGAUUGAUUAUGGGGAUCCAUAUGAUGACUGGUCUUAUUACAGCUUUGAGUGUCCACAAGAAUGUUUUUGUCCUCCUAGUUUCCCAAACGCUUUAUACUGUGACAACAAGGAACUUAAAGAAAUACCUGCCAUCCCAGCAAGAAUCAGGUAUCUCUAUCUCCAAAACAAUCUCAUUGAAGCUCUUACAGAGAAAUCUUUUGUGAAUGCCACUCAGCUAAAAUGGAUAAACCUGAACAAGAACAAAAUCACUAGUACUGGAAUUGAGAAAGGUGUAUUCAGCAACCUUAAAGGUCUGUUGUAUUUGUUCCUUGAAGAUAAUGAGUUAUCAGAGGUACCAGCUCCAUUACCCACAGGCUUGGAGCAGCUGCGUUUGGCAAGAAACAAGAUCACUACAGUCCCUGAAGGAGUCUUCAGUAAUUUGGAAAACCUCACCAUGCUAGAUCUGCACCAAAAUAAGUUGCUUGACAGUACUCUCUCAAGUACCACCUUCCAAGGACUAAACAGCCUCAUGCAACUUAACAUUGCUCAAAACUCACUUACUCAGAUGCCUCCAAUCCUCCCUGCAAAUGUAAUGCAGUUGUUUUUGGACAAUAACUCCAUUGAAGCAAUACCAGAAAAUUACUUUGAUACUAUGCUCAAACUGAUUUUCCUUCGCCUGAAUAACAAUAAAUUAACUGAUGAAGGUCUGCCAACCAAAGUCUUUAAUAUUUCAUCUCUUCUUGACCUUCAGCUGUCUUACAACGCACUCACCAGAAUCCCAGCUAUCAGUGUUCACCUUGAGCACCUACAUCUUGAUAACAACAAGAUCAACAGUGUUAAUGGAACUCAGAUGUGUCCAAUACCUAUACCAGGAGAUUAUGUCUAUGAGAGAAAUCUGCCACGCCUUCGAUAUCUCCGUCUGGAUGGCAAUGAAAUCAAACCUCCAAUCCCAUUUGAUCUCAUGCUAUGCUUCCGGCUCCUUCAGGCAGUUGUUAUCUAAGGACAACUCAGUGUUGCAGUUAUUGUUUCUCUGACAGUGAACAUGUUUGGCUGAUAUUUCACUUGCUAUACUUUUCACAUCUCCCAGUUAUACUUUUGGUUUUCUUUGUAUUUUUUUUUGUUUGUUUUUGUCUUUAUGGUUAUUCUCCAAUUACAGUUGGCCCUCCUUAUAGAUUGGCUUGCCUUUCAUGGCUUUGAACUUACAUGGAAGGCAAACCCCAGCAGAAAUAAUGGGGUGCGUAUUUGCGCCAUGAGUCCCAUGCACCACUGCAAGCACGUGCCCCAUUAUUUUCUAUAGGGCUUGAGUAUACGUUCUUUUCCUGAUGUGCAAGGUGUGUGCGUCUGGAACGGAUCCCCUGCAUAUGGGGAGGGCAGACUGUAACUUUCCUCAUGCUUGCUUUACUUUAAAGACAGCUUUGAAGAGGAUGUUUUUC
Sceloporus undulatus (fence lizard) is the source of this 1708-nucleotide messenger RNA. RefSeq names its product keratocan (gene KERA). NCBI's taxonomy places the organism in Eukaryota, Metazoa, Chordata, Lepidosauria, Squamata, Phrynosomatidae. The record is from RefSeq and is a predicted model, not a curated record. The coding region runs from base 223 to 1275 and encodes 350 amino acids. The transcript is spliced from 3 exons. Gene Ontology annotation, molecular function: protein binding.